AAAAACCUCGAGAACGACGCUAAAAUCGUCCGAGAAGUGAAAGCAAGUAAGGGAGGGAAAAUCACCGUUCAAACAAGAUCCCCUGUACUUGGCGCAUAUUGGCACGAGAAUGAAAGCUUUGCUUUCACUUUUCCACCUGAUUUCUCAGAACGUUUCUGCCAGAAGUUGGAGGCGAAUUCCAAGGGCGAAGAAGUUUUGCAAGACACGACUUGAAAUCCUCCAUCCAAUUUUAUCUUCUUGCUCCCAGCUGUCAUUAUCAUAUUUGCGUUGUAUUUGUGUAAUAUCCAUAUGAUGCUAUGCUUUUCUCCUUUCUCUUUUCUUCUUCUUUUCUUCUCAUGACCCUGCAACCCUUUACCUAUACUACCGCUAUGUAGCAAAGACGUUCACUAUCUGAUGCAGUCCCUUGCCAGCGUUCGAUGGAUGAUAUCCAGAUCAUAAAAUUGAAGAGCUUACAUAAUCUCAAAAUGACGCAGGCAAACAUCUACAAUCUAUGCAGACUUGAGCCCAGCGACCUCGGAAGGCGUUCUUUUCAUUCCACAAAGUUCGUUUUGUCGCCUUUGGCUCAAAGUUCUCUUUUUUUGAAGCCAAAAGAUUGCAUUGUCUUGCAAAAAAAGCGUUGUAACAACUGAAGAAGAAUGUCUGAAGAAGAUCAACAAGUCCCACCUCAAACUCAGGAUGAGGUUAAGCCAGCCGACGAUAACGCGCCGAUUAAUGUAAAGGUUGUUACAUCCACGGGGGAUGAAGUCUUCUUCAAGAUCAAACGCAACACGAAGCUGAGCAAGCUUCAGGGCGCUUACGCCAACAAGGUUGGAAAAGAUGUAGCUAGUAUCCGAUUUCUGUACGAUGGUUCCAGAAUAAACGACGAUGACACGCCUUCGUCACUUGACAUGGAAGACAAUGAUACUAUCGAUGUAAUGGUAGAACAGGUUGGAGGGUCAUUUGUACUGGGGUAUUCACACCAACAUUGUUCAUAAUGAUAUCGUCGUUGUUUAUUUCCUAUCUGCUUUCGUUAUCGACUUUGUGUGUGCGAUGUAAAAGUCAGAUUGCUGUAUCUUAGUUGAUCUUGCAACUCCUCGAUGAUCAAGUUCAUCAGGAUACCUCGAGGGUCCUGGUGUUGGACAAAAACAAAAGCUGAAAUAACUGAUAUGAAAAGAAACUAUUGAUUGCUUGGAGCAUGACAAACGUG
This is a messenger RNA of Serpula lacrymans var. lacrymans S7.9, 1186 nucleotides long. RefSeq lists its product as uncharacterized. Lineage: Eukaryota; Fungi; Basidiomycota; Agaricomycetes; Boletales; Serpulaceae. The record is from RefSeq and is a predicted model, not a curated record. Gene Ontology annotation, biological process: protein sumoylation. Gene Ontology annotation, molecular function: protein tag activity; ubiquitin-like protein ligase binding. The transcript has 6 exons. Gene Ontology annotation, cellular component: nucleus; septin ring. Bases 636 to 974 code for a protein of 112 amino acids.